Messenger RNA from Miscanthus lutarioriparius, 741 nucleotides. The record is from the annotation of a GenBank genome assembly. NCBI's taxonomy places the organism in Eukaryota, Viridiplantae, Streptophyta, Magnoliopsida, Poales, Poaceae.
AUGGACACCGGCCUCUCAUCCUGCCACGUCGCAGUCCUCUCGUCAAGUCACGUCGUCCCGAAUUUUCAGCAGCUGGCUGGGUUUUCACGAGCCGUUAGAUUAGAGACGGUUCGAGAUCCCUCCCGUCAUCUCUCACGCCGCACUACAGCAGUCAGCAGGCCCGCCGAUGUUCCUCCUCCCGUUCCCCUACGUCCGUAUCGCACCACCGCCUCCCCCGCCGUUUGCGUCUGUCUCCGCCAGUCCGCCGCCGCGGCUCCGGCGCCUCUCUCCACCGGGCCGGACCCUUUCUCAGUUUCUCGCGCGCUGCGAGCGCACCCGUUCCCUUCAGCUGAUCCAAUUACCAAAGCUGGAGCUUCAAGGGCAUCCUGGAAGCACUCCCCUACGGCUACCAGUAUCUCCUUAUCCGCGUCAGGCGUCAUGGUCGUCCCACCAGACCUGCCAAUGCUGACCACGGCUCAGGUAGAUGACGCGCGACACGUCGUCGCAGAAGGCAAGGAAGAGCAGGACUGGCUCCACCCCCGCAAGGAGAAGCAGCGGCCCGCAGCGCACGUCGACUUCGCCUGCACUCCGCCCAACGAGCUGUCUCGAGAGGUGUGGGGACCUCAGGAAGACUGGAGGCACGAUGGCUCUCCCCUGCAGGCUGCCGCAUCAUCGAGGGAAGUAUCCACGCCCUCACCGAAGCUCUACUCGUCCUCGGCAGGGGGCUCUCUUCAGCAGCAGAGGCAGCUGCGAACGUGCUAG